This is a messenger RNA of Pichia membranifaciens NRRL Y-2026, 3102 nucleotides long. RefSeq lists its product as hypothetical. Gene Ontology annotation, cellular component: membrane; COG complex; cis-Golgi network. Lineage: Eukaryota; Fungi; Ascomycota; Pichiomycetes; Pichiales; Pichiaceae. The coding region runs from base 1 to 3102 and encodes 1033 amino acids. The transcript is spliced from 3 exons. The record is from RefSeq and is a predicted model, not a curated record. Gene Ontology annotation, biological process: autophagy; cytoplasm to vacuole targeting by the Cvt pathway; Golgi organization.
AUGUCAAAGGAUGAAGCAAACUUGCGGCUUAUACGUGCCGCCAAGAGGAGGUUGCAACAGAAUGCCACAAUAGACAACGCGGUGGACGACACGCGUGUCUCUUUUCGUGUUUGCGAGUCGAACAGGCGGGGGGAGAAGACGGCAACCGACUAUUACGCCCCGGAGGUGUUCCAUCUCUGCUGGACGAUGCGAACGGGCGUCUAUGCGGACCUGUGUGUGCUGGACAUCCUCCGGAGCAAAAAGGUCUCCGAGGUGUACAUGAACGAGGGGUUCAAGGCGGACAUGCAGAACACGAGGAUGCUGGGCAACUGGCCGGUGCAGCGGCUCUGCGUCGUGGGGAAACUGCUCUCGUGCGAGCAGCAGCAGGACGGCUGGCUGCUUGUCGUCGACGACGGUUCGCACGACGACGGCUGCGUGGAGGCCAGCGUCGACAAGUACGUCUGGGCGAUGAUGGAGGUGUACGGUACGUACGGGGUGACGGUGGUGCUGAACGGGCUCGUGUUGGGCGGGUUCGUCGAAAGCAGUGUCGGGCUCAUGCACGACGAGCUCGUGUACAGCUGCUGGAAGACGACGCAGUUCCGUGAGAGCAAGCAGUUUCUGCUUUCGUGUGUGCUCGAGAAGCUCACGGCAAGACAUAGAUCGGGCUCUGUGGUGUCGGGAAUUGCGUUCAACGUGCCCAUUUUGGACCAGUACGAGCAGCUGAGCAGAAGUGGUCCAGGAGCACCAGAAACACGGACACUGCGGCGGUCGAACUCGUUCGUGCCUGCACCGAAGGAGAGCAGCAGCGGCAUCAGUGGGACCGAGGGGCACCUCGCCAUCACGCCGCUCACGGACAGGGAGAAGGCAGCCAUAUGGCAGAGAGAAGAGAAGCGAAACGAAAACAGCAUCGAUCUCGACCUAGACGACGAGCUCGUCAUCAACAACCUUGAGUCGAACUUCGCCAACGAGCUGUCGGUGCGCAAGGCACAGGAGUUCAGGGACUUUCUCACGCAGACGAAGGCGCAGAAUGACGCCUUUGUCACCGACGUCGAAGGCAUCGUGUCCCAGUUGGAGACCCUGCUAGCCAUACACAAGAACGUCACGAUCCAGACACGAGAUUUCCAGUCGGAGUCGACAUCCCUGAUCGACGAGCUCGAGUCCUACGAGACCCUCUACAACGACCUGAGAGACAAGUUUGCCAUCUUCCAGGACUUGGAGUCGAUCGUGAAGCGCCUCAACACCGCAAAUAACUCCAAGAUCGUCCUCAAGUCGAGCUUCCAGAACGACAUCCUCUCCAAGUUGGACACGUGUUUGCUGUCGGUGAAUGACCCGGCACACGCAAAGUACAAAGACAUCGACUCCUACAAGUACAGGUUCAAGCAAUGCAUGAUCCGGGCGCUGACUUUGAUCAGAAACUACCUCAUCAACUACCUGAAAACAGCCGAGUCGAAGGUCAUCACCACCAUCAACGAGCUACCGAAAGAUAAGGACAACUCGAUUGUCAUUGACGCCUUGAUCAACAAGAACUUCUCAGACAGCCUCUCCUCCUUCUACAGUCUUUUUGCAGAGAUUUACAGAAGGAUUAAUGGCAACGACGAUUAUUUUAACCUACUUGACGACAUCUACAACCAGUACUUCAAAACUAGAAGCAGCCUGGUCCACACUUACAUCAUCCAGCCCCACAUGAGGGACAGCGUUAACUUCAACACAGAUUUACUCAGUUUGGCAAACUCCAACCUGAAAUUUUUUGCCAAGCUCAUUGAAAGAGAGUUUGACAUUUUCAGAAACCUUUUUUUCCUUCCGCCGAAUGAAAUCACCGAAACUAUCGACAACUCGGCAAAUUUGACUGCUGCUCACAAAUUCUUUGAAUCAUUGUUAGACCCACUCUACUAUCUAUUGAGAAACAAGAUAUUGCGGGAGUCAGACAUCAAUUCCUUAUGCGAAAUGGUCAGUUUAUUGAGAUCAUACACAGAAAUGGAGAACGAUACCACAGAAUUCUCACAAUAUCUCGCCCUGCAGCAAAAUAGAAUUGACUAUGACGAGCUUUUGCAACCUGUGCUGGAGGACACUCAAACUCGAUUGGUUUUCAGAAUCCACAAAUUUGUUGAAACAAAUAUUGUCAAUUACAAAAAGACCGGUAAAGAGCUUAUCAUUAGUAACAAACCAGUGGCUGCCGCAACCUCAGAUAUAAACCCCAACGCAGACUACAUUGAUGACAACAUAAUGCUCAACUCAAAUAUGAUAUAUCCCCCAAUCAUCAAUUCUAUCAAGCUUUUGACAAAAAUCUACCAACUUUUGAACCAGUCGGUUUUUGACGACAUAACCAGUUCCAUUGUUCACCUAUCACUCCUUUCGUUGGAAUCCAACUUCAGCAACAUCUCCUCAAUUGACUGCAAACUUUAUGAGAUUAGAUCAUUGAUUCUUUUCAAAGAAUAUAUCAACACUUUUGAAAUCGAACAUGCUAGAAAAGAGACUUCUUUGGAUUUCAGUGGGCUCAAAAAGUUAUACACUAAGUUUUUAGAGAGAAAUACAAAGAUAGAGUUGAAGUCAACAGAACACGAAAGUUUGUUCAACCUUAUUCUUGGUUCCAUCCCCAAGGUUGUCAACGAUUAUGUCGAUUGUCGUAUUGAACUCCAGAUCGAACUUCGAAAUGUUGUGCACGAGUUUAUUAAAAUCACUUCUAAAACUUUUGUCGAGCCGCUAUUUAGUACCCCACUUGAAGAACUAACCGCAGAGAAGGUCAACACUAUCAAUACAAAGCUUAUCUCUAAUAUUCGGUCGGAGUUACCAAGAUUGAAAAUAUUGAUCAAAGAUUAUAUAAGAGACAAUAGAACGAGUACCUUCUUACUUGAUGGUAUACAAGAGGAGAUUCAAAAUGAGUAUACCUUGUUCUACGAUAGCGUCACUGCUUCAGGUAAGGGCGAAGUUAUUGCAGAAUUGUACGAUGUUGGAUAUUUGAACAAAAUUUGGGUGGAAACGGUGAAACUCUUGUUUAUCGAUGACGAGGAGGAUGAAGAUGGAAAUUUGGAUGACCUCAGAGACAUCCAAAAGGAUAUAGAAGCGAUGGCAGACUAUCCAUUAGAUGCAGAUACAGCAUCUUCGGUGGUCACGUCGAGUUUGUAA